CGCUCACCGCCCAAUGAUUGGUGACUCAGGCCGCUGGGCCUCCGAUCUCCGGACGCUAAACCAGAUCGGGAAAGCGAAAAGAUGCCAUAUUUCUCACCUUAUUUUCCAUCAUGCAAUCAUCAAGUGGGUUUUUCUAUGUUCUCUUGUUCGUUGAAGAUCCUCGCGGGGUACCAUUAGAUCGACUUUCAAUUCAGUCGUCCCUCUAAAUCCUUUCUGCGAUCACCUCUACGCAUACCUGUCCGGUGCUGUGAAAGUAACGCCCCUCAUAUCGAGCUCCGACUACCCCGCCAACGUUUCUUAAUUUCAAUAAGAACAACCAAUUGAUCGAUUGUUCAUCAUGUCGACUUGGGGCGAAUACUUCAAGGUCACCACUUACGGUGAAUCCCACUGCCGCUCCGUCGGCUGCAUCGUCGAUGGCUGCCCUCCAGGAAUGGAGCUUACUGAGGCUGAUGUCCAGCCUCAGAUGACCCGGAGACGUCCCGGACAGAGCGCUUUGACGACCCCUAGAAAUGAGAAGGACCGCGUGGAAAUCCAGUCGGGAACGGAAUUCGGUGUCACCCUCGGUACCCCGAUUGGCAUGAUGGUCCGCAACGAGGACCAGAGACCCAAGGACUACGGUGGAAGCACAAUGGACUUGUACCCUCGCCCCAGCCAUGCCGAUUUCACCUACCUCGAGAAAUAUGGCGUCAAGGCCAGCAGUGGCGGUGGCCGCAGCAGUGCUCGUGAGACGAUCGGCCGUGUCGCCGCUGGAGCCAUUGCUGAGAAGUACCUGCGUCUCUCCCACGGCGUUGAGAUCGUCGCCUUCGUCUCCUCCGUCGGCAACGAGCACCUCUUCCCCCCCACCCCUGAGCACCCCUCCCCCGCCACUAACCCCGAAUUCCUGAACCUCGUUGAGAGCAUCAGCCGCGAAACCGUCGACUCCUUCGUGCCGACCCGCUGCCCCAACCAAGACGCCGCAGCCCGCAUGACCAAAGUCAUCGAGCAAUUCCGCGACAACCAAGACAGCAUCGGCGGCACCGUAACGUGCGUGAUCCGCAACGUGCCCGUCGGACUCGGCGAGCCCUGCUUCGACAAGCUCGAAGCCAAGCUCGCGCACGCCAUGCUCAGCAUCCCCGCAACAAAGGGCUUCGAAAUCGGCUCGGGCUUCGGCGGCUGCGAAGUGCCUGGCUCCAUCCACAACGAUCCCUUCGUCGUCUCGGACGUUGAAACCCGCACCGGCACCGAAACGGCCACCAAGCAGCGUCUGACCACCAAGACCAACAACUCCGGCGGUAUCCAGGGCGGCAUCUCCAACGGUGCUUCCAUUUACUUCCGCAUCGCCUUCAAGCCCCCGGCCACCAUCGGCCAGGCCCAAACGACUGCCUCCUACGGCCUCGAAGAGGGCACCCUCGAGGCUAAGGGCCGUCACGACCCCUGCGUCGUACCCCGUGCUGUUCCUAUCGUUGAAACCAUGUCCGCCCUCGUCAUCAUGGACGCUCUCAUGGCCCAGUAUGCUCGUGAGAGCGCGAAGAACUUGCUCCCUCCUCUGCCUAAGACUAUCCCGACUCAUCCUACGGUUAAGCCUGGCUCCGCAUGAUCAAGUUAAGUGCUUGUGAAGUUUUCAGAUCGAAUGAACCUGGUUCGAGCUGAGAUGAAGUAAAAAUGCAUGGUAUGGUUAUGUAGUUCAUGAAGUGAGGUUUAGUUUCUGUUUUCCUUUACAACUCCUUUUCUUUUUAUUUUUUUUUGUCCAUAAAGAAGGUCGUUUAUUUUCUUUUCAUAGCAUCAUAGAGUUGGGUUCCUUUGGAUAAAUCCGUUAAAUAUGGAAAUUGUAUUCUCUAUGUGUAAUUGACAUGGGCUGCAGAGUUUAACUAAAAGAGAAGUCAACUUUCUCAAAGCAGCGGAGUCGGAUAAAUUAAGUCAGUGUCAAUGCGGCCCGAGACACGUGCUGCUGCAAUGCCCUAGGUACUGCAGGUAUAAGGGAGAGAGAGAGAGAGAGGAGGGAGGGUGGUCAAUACAAAUAUAUGGGGACAUAAACUAGGUAAGGUCUAUCCAUUGCACUCAAUGGCUUUGUAAAGUAAUUUAGACCAUUUAGUCCGCCGUACACUACAACAGUUGAUGUAUAAUCCUGGAGAAAAGAAUCUAUUCAUCUAAAGAGUCUCUUGACUCUCAUCCGCUCAUUUAAAG
Molecule: messenger RNA, 2163 nt
Organism: Aspergillus pseudotamarii
Lineage: Eukaryota; Fungi; Ascomycota; Eurotiomycetes; Eurotiales; Aspergillaceae
Product: bifunctional chorismate synthase/riboflavin reductase [NAD(P)H] ARO2
Exons: 3
Coding region: 338-1576 (412 amino acids)
Biological process (GO): aromatic amino acid biosynthetic process; chorismate biosynthetic process
Cellular component (GO): cytosol
Molecular function (GO): chorismate synthase activity; FMN binding
Source: RefSeq, a predicted model, not a curated record